AUGUUCGGGAACCUUGCUUACCUUCAACUACUCAGUCUCCCCUCGCUACGGUCAUUCUCUUUCAUAGAAAUGCCUACCAUCUGUGGGACAGUAUAUAACUCGCUAAGGAAUUCUACGCGAGACGCUGUAACGUUCUUCUGGUUUCUUACCGAGGAUACGGAACUUCCGAUGACUCUCCUUCUGAGAAAGGUGAAACUUUCCCCAUUUCCGUCUACAUUGACUGAAGAUGAUUAUCUCGGUCCGGUGCCCAUUCCAUCGACCUCGUCAGCCGAACUCUCACCAAGUUACAUGGCCAAAGCUCUGUCCCUCCCUCCAACUAAACUCGUACAACAGCGUCCUCCGCCAUUUGCUUUUAUCGUCCACCAGAAAUGGGAUUCCAAGUCCAAGAUUUCGUCCAUACCAGGGACGCUGCCGCUCCUCAUGCUCAGCGGACAGAUGGACCCUGUUGUUCCCAAAGUGCAUAUGAAGAAAUUGUGGGAACUACGUUCACCCCGCGAUUUGGAUAUAUUCAAGUCUCUCCGUUACGCUGGACAUGAACCUAACGCGGCCGAACCGCAUUAUUGGAACACGAUAGAGACGUUCCUUACUAUUGUCCUUCAGAGGCAGAAAUCUGCUACCUCUCCUCCAUGA
Guyanagaster necrorhizus is the source of this 630-nucleotide messenger RNA. RefSeq lists its product as uncharacterized. The coding region runs from base 1 to 630 and encodes 209 amino acids. The record is from RefSeq and is a predicted model, not a curated record. NCBI's taxonomy places the organism in Eukaryota, Fungi, Basidiomycota, Agaricomycetes, Agaricales, Physalacriaceae. The transcript is spliced from 6 exons.